Molecule: messenger RNA, 1311 nt
Organism: Plectropomus leopardus (leopard coralgrouper)
Lineage: Eukaryota; Metazoa; Chordata; Actinopteri; Perciformes; Serranidae
Source: RefSeq, a predicted model, not a curated record
CUGCCGUUGUGUCCCUGCAGGCUGUCACAGCUCUGGGCUUCAAGCAGCCGACUCCCAUCCAGAAAGCCUGCGUCCCCGUGGGCCUGUUGGGCCGAGAUCUGUGCGCCUGCGCUGCUACUGGGACAGGAAAGACGGCCGCCUUCAUGCUGCCCGUGUUGGAGCGUUUGGUUUAUAAGCCCAGGACGUCCCAGGUGACGCGGGUCCUGGUUCUGGUUCCCACCAGAGAGUUGGGGAUCCAGGUUCACUCUGUGGCCCGGCAGCUCGCCCAGUUCACCUCCAUAACCACCUGCCUCGCAGUCGGUGGGUUGGACCUGAAGUCUCAGGAGGUGGCGUUGAGGGCAGGGCCUGAUGUUCUCAUCGCAACACCUGGUCGGUUGAUCGACCACCUUCACAACACACCAAGCUUCGAGCUGACCCACAUUGAGAUCCUGAUCCUGGAUGAGGCCGACAGGAUGCUGGACGAGUACUUCGAGGAACAGAUGAAGGAGAUCAUCCGCCUGUGUUCCUACAACCGACAGACCAUGCUGUUCUCCGCCACCAUGACGGAGGAGGUGAAGGACCUGGCAGCGGUCUCGUUGAAGGAGCCGGUCAGGAUCUUCGUGAACAGUAACACUGACGUCGCUCCGUUUCUGAGACAAGAGUUCGUCCGAAUCCGACAGAACCGAGAGGGAGACAGAGAGGCGGUGGUAGCAGCGCUGCUGACUCGCACGUUCCAGGAUCACGUCAUGUGUUUCACCCAGACCAGAAAACAGGCUCACAGACUGCACAUCCUGCUGGGACUGAUGGGACUGAAGGUCGGAGAACUGCACGGAGAACUCAGCCAGAACCAGAGACUGGAGAACCUCAGGCGAUUUAAAGACAAUCAGAUAGAUGUCUUGGUGGCGACGGACGUAGCAGCCCGAGGUCUGGACAUCGACGGAGUGAAAACGGUGAUAAACUUCACCAUGCCGUCCACAGUGAAGCACUACGUCCACCGUGUGGGCCGGACGGCGAGAGCGGGUCGCUCAGGACGCUCGGUGUCUCUGGUCGGAGAGUCUGAGAGGAAGAUCCUGAAGGAGGUGGUGAAGUCGGCCAAAAGCAGCGUAAAGGCUCGAGUCCUGCCGCCAGAGGUGAUCCUGAAGUUCAGAGACCUGAUCUGUAAGCUGGAGAAGGACGUGGAUGCAGUGAUGAAGCUGGAGAGAGAGGAGAGAGAGCUGGCGGCAUCUGAGGCCAAGUUGAGCGUGGCUAAGAAGCGCCUCGAUGGCUCCGCCUCUUCCUCUCAGUCACAGCGGGUGUGGUUUCAAACACAGCAGGAGAGGAAGCAGAGUCGCA